GUCACUUCCAUAUUGGGUAGACUGCACUCGGGCUCUCUCUCACCUCUCUCUGUGACUUUCCAACUUUAUCUUCCCAGUAUUAACACUCAAUCUCACCCUCCGACAGCCAGUCGCACAAAAUGGCAACACACUACGAUCCGGAGAAGCCCCCAUCGGGCGGAGACAUGGACGUGAUGGACGCUAAGAACGCCCAGUCACUUGACAUGGACGCGAUGAAGCUCGCCGAGAUGGGCUACCGACAGGACAUGCAGCGAAAUUACUCUGUAUGGUCCGUCCUCGGCGUGGGCUUCUCUCUCACCAACUCGUGGUUCGGCAUCUCCGCCGCCCUGGUCACGGGCAUCAACUCUGGCGGGCCUCUUCUCAUCAUCUACGGCAUCAUCUUACUCGCAGUGAUAUCUACUGGUGUCGGCAUCUCCCUGAGUGAGCUUGCGAGUGCGUUUCCCAAUGCGGGAGGUCAGUACUUCUGGGCCAACGAACUGGCACCCAAGAAAUAUGCAAACUUUGCGAGCUACUUGACCGGCUGGCUAGCAUGGGCAGGAUCCAUGUUCACGAGUGCAAGUGUGGCUUUGGCCAUGGGCAGUGCCACAGUGGGCUGCUAUCAAUUGGCCCAUCCAGACUUUGCGAUUCAGAGAUGGCACGUGUUCGUAUCCUACCAGCUGUGUAACAUUUUCUGCUUUGGCUUCAAUUGCGUUGGAAAGAUCCUCCCGGCGGUCGCAAAAAUCACGCUCUGGACGUCUCUCGUAUCCUGUUUCGUCAUCCUCAUCGCCGUUCCGGCCGCUGCACCAACCCACCAGCAUGCCAAGUUCGUUUUUGCCACCUUCAUCAACAAUACUGGCUGGUCUCAGGGAGGAAUCGCCUUCAUCGUCGGCCUCGUCAACACGAAUUGGGCGUUCGCCUGCCUUGACUGUGCGACGCAUCUCGCAGAGGAAGUCCAUCAUCCCGAACGCAUGGUCCCCAUUGCCAUCAUGGGCACUGUAGGCAUCGGGUUCGUAACGAGUUGGUUCUUUGGUAUGGCCAUGUUCUUCUCUAUAGUGGGCGAUUUCUCCGAGAUCGUCGCCUCGCCGACACAAGUACCAAUCCUCGAGCUCUUCUACAGGGCACUUCGUGAUAACCUAGGAGGUGCCAUAUUCCUCGAGGCCCUCAUCAUUGCUACUGGCCUGGGCUGUUUGGUCGCGUCCCAUACGUGGCAGAGCCGCCUCUGCUGGUCAUUUGCUCGAGAUCGAGGUAUCCCCGGCCACAAAUGGCUCAGCAAAGUCCACCCGACACUCGACGUCCCCAUCUUUGCCCACUUCACGAGCUGUGUCAUCGUUGGCAUUCUAGGCUGUCUCUACCUUGCGUCUCUCACUGCUUUCAACUCCAUGAUCGCAGCGUGUGUAGUUCUCCUUUAUAUCUCGUACUCAGUUCCUGUUGCUUGUCUAUUGAUACGCGGCCGCUCAAACAUCAAGCCGGGGCCCUUCUGGCUAGGGCCUUUUGGCUUGGUUGCUAACAUUGUUCUCCUUGGCUAUACUGUUUUCACCCUCGUCAUGUUCAGUUUUCCCUACGCCAAACCCGUCACGGCAGGAAAUAUGAACUACGUCAGCGCCGUUUACGGUGUCGUCGCGGCCAUUGUCGCCAUCGACUGGUUCGUCCGUGCCAGGAAAAGCUUCAGAGGUGUCGGCGAGCGGAAGACGGACGCCGAUAAUGUUGUCCAGGGCGUCAGAGUCGGUAGUACCGUCACUGCAGAUGGGUUCCAAGGCCAUCAUGACCCGUUCGACUCUGGCGAUAUCCGUGGCACGGCGGGUGGCAACGGCGAUGGGCGCUCCGCCGUGAAGGAAGAGCCGAACAAGGCGAAUGACGGGCCCCAUGUCGUCCGAUGAUUUUCACGUCGAUUCUGGUGACGAUUUUCCCAUUCUCCUGUAUAUACACAACAACCAUGGAUUGUGUUACGUUCUCGAUAAAGGAAAUCAUGAGGCUUCUCAAGCAGACAAGACGGAAUUAAUAUAUAUACAUCCACGGGUGGAGAGCAUAGCUAGUCUCAAGGUACUGCUCUCGAAUAAUCAAUUGAUCCUUUC
Molecule: messenger RNA, 2051 nt
Organism: Aaosphaeria arxii CBS 175.79
Lineage: Eukaryota; Fungi; Ascomycota; Dothideomycetes; Pleosporales
Product: amino acid transporter
Exons: 3
Coding region: 120-1856 (578 amino acids)
Biological process (GO): transmembrane transport
Cellular component (GO): membrane
Molecular function (GO): transmembrane transporter activity
Source: RefSeq, a predicted model, not a curated record